Messenger RNA from Drechmeria coniospora, 1938 nucleotides. Its product is annotated as oxidoreductase. Gene Ontology annotation, biological process: peptidyl-proline hydroxylation; regulation of translational termination. The transcript is spliced from 2 exons. Bases 1 to 1938 code for a protein of 645 amino acids. Gene Ontology annotation, molecular function: L-ascorbic acid binding; peptidyl-proline dioxygenase activity; iron ion binding. Gene Ontology annotation, cellular component: cytoplasm. NCBI's taxonomy places the organism in Eukaryota, Fungi, Ascomycota, Sordariomycetes, Hypocreales, Ophiocordycipitaceae. The record is from RefSeq and is a predicted model, not a curated record.
AUGAAGAGAAAGGCAGGGAGCCAGGCCAACGGCCAGAAAGCUGGCGGGAAAAGGCCCAAGAAGACCUGCAAUUCCCUGUCGGCGGAAGAGGCGGCCAAACGGUUCCGCGCUGGCCUCCUUGACAAGUCGGUCCUCGGCUCGUACACGGACGAAUAUGCCGCCUCGACUCCCUACAAGCAUGCCGUCAUCCACGAGCUCGUCGACGACAAACUUCUACGCUCCGUGAGGGACGAAAUCCGCAACAACGUCGAGUUCACCCCAAAGGAAACCGACAUCUACAAGAUCCACCAGUCCGGCGACCUUGCCAACCUCGACGGCCUCGACGACGAGUCCCUCGCCAAGCUCCCCUCGCUGCUCGCCCUUCGCGAUGCCGUAUACUCCGAGACGUUCCGAAACUACGUCUCCGCCAUCACCGGGUGCGGCCCCCUGAGCGGACGCAAGACCGACAUGGCCAUCAACGUCUACACCCCUGGCUGCUAUCUCCUCUGCCACGACGACGUCAUCGGCAGUCGCCGCGUCAGCUACAUCCUCUACCUCACCGAUCCGGACAAGCCCUGGCAGCCUGAAUGGGGUGGCGCCCUCCGCCUAUUCCCCGUCCAAGAACUCGAAAACGAGGACGGCGAGGUGGCAAAGACGCCGCUGCCCGAUGUCGUCAAAGUAAUACCCCCGGCCUGGAAUCAGCUAAGCUUCUUCGCCGUCCAACCCGGCGAGAGCUUCCACGACGUCGAGGAGGUCUACCAUGCCGACACCAAAGCGCAGUUGGAGAGGGACGGCGGUCGCGUUCGAAUGGCCAUCAGCGGCUGGUUCCACAUCCCCCAGCUCGGGGAGGAAGGCUACGUCGAGGGCGAAGAGGAGAAGAAUGCAAUGAACAGCAGCUUGAUGCAGCUCCAGGGCAACCCUGCCCAGUACGACUUGCCCAAGCCGCAGCCGGUCAAGGUGCCCAACUCCAAGGGCGGCCAAGACGACUUUCAGGAGGCGGACCUCGAGUUCCUCCUCAAGUACAUGGCGCCCACCUACCUCACGCCCGAUACUCUCGAGCAAAUCGCCGACCACUUCGAGGAGACGUCGAGCAUAACGCUGGCCGACAUUCUGUCCAAAAAGUUUUCUCACCGCCUGAGGGAGUACGUGACAGCCCAGGAAAAUCAGCCACCGCCCGCGGAUGGCGCCACCGUGGACGAAAGCUCGGGCUGGAAGGUGGCGAGGCCGCCGCACAAGCAGCGUUACCUGUAUCAGCACCCCAGCCAGUUGCGUCCCGCAAAGGAGGAAUCCCCCGUCACGGAGCUUCUGGACAUACUCCUGCCUAGUCGUCAGUUCCGCCAGUGGUUGCAGGUCGCGACGGGAUGCACCGUCGAGAGCUCCGACGUCGUCGCUCGCCGUUUUCGACGCGGUCAGGACUACACCCUCGCCACCGGUCACGAUGGCAAGCCGCGCCUUGAGCUGAGCCUGGCCAUCACUCCGACGUCUGGUUGGGGUGACGACGACGACGCUGACGCCGAGGCCGAGGCCGAGAUGGAAAGGGCCAAGCCCAAGGGCAAAGGCAAAGGCAAAGCCAAGGCCGAGCCGGAAGAGUCGGCAAAGGAGCGAGACGGCGACGAGGUCGGCGGGCACGAAGUCUACAUGGCCGGAGAUGACGAUGACGACGAGGAUGCGGCCAUCUACAAGUCCAGCGGCGGCGAUGACAACAUCCUCUUCUUCCAGGCGGCCGCCUGGAACAAGCUAGCCAUUGUCCUGCGCGACAGCGGUGCCCUCAAGUUCGUCAAGUACGUCAGCCGUAGGGCCCAGGGUGAUCGGUGGGACCUUUCCGCUGUCUUCGAGGUAGCGGAGCAGGACGACGAGGAUGGCCAUGAUAACGGCGAGGGCGGAGCGCCAGCGCAGGGAUCGUCGGACGAGGAAGAGUUUCAGGGAUUUUCGGACCCCGGGGAGAGCGACUCUGAUUAA